AUGGAGGUUCCCAUAGUGAUGGCGAUUUCCGAGCUUUCUCCUCAGGACCUGUCCAACAGAGUGCGGACGAUGACCAACUCCAUGCACCGCAGCACCGCAAUCCUGGAGGUCACAGCACACGCAGCCCGUAGCAGCAUCCAGCAGCUUUCCCCACAAGAUGUGGGCAACACCGCGCAGGCGUUUGGGAAGGUGCUGCCUUUGGACCCGGCGCUCUUGGGCGCCACAGCCAGCUUCGCGCUGGCCGCGCCUCCGCCGCAGAACUCGGCCAACGUGGCGCGGGGCUUCGCCAUGCUGCUGACCAUGGGGCGGCCAGCCAUGGAGAAAGCGGCCAGCGCGGCGAUGCCGCAGUUGUCGGAAUCCAACUCCCAGCACCUGGCGCACAUGUUCUGGGCCUUCGCCAGUGUCGGGCUCAUCCGCCGGCCGCCCUCAGAGGCCCCUGGCGAAGCCACGGCUGCGCGUGUGGCCGAGCUCAAGGCCCAGGAGUCGGCGAACGCGGCGCGGGCCUGCGCCAAGUGCGGCUCCGUGGGCGAGGCGUCGUUGAAGGCGCCCGCCGGCGCCAGCGCAGCCGAGGUGAGCGACCCCGUGCCCCAGGAUUCCGCGAACGUCGCGCGGGCGCUGUGCAAGCCGGCGCCCGUGGGCCUUCCGCUCUUGAGCUUCACGGCGGACUCCGCCUGGGGCAAGCUCCCGGAGCCCAACACGCAGGACCCGGCCAAUGCCGCCCGGGCAGCCGCCAACCUGCUCCGGCGCCAGGGGCCUUUCGUGGCCUCCGCAGCCGCCUGCGCGGAGACCAGGCUCAGCCAGUUCGAUGGCCCGGACUCUUCCAGCAGCGCUUGGUCCAUGGCAUCCCUGGAGCUUCUGCAUGAGGCUUUGCGCCACGCAAUCGGCGAUGAGGUGCUUCGCAAGGUGUCGUCCUUGAGCCCGCAGCAGCUGGGGUCAUUGGCGGAUUUGCGUCUUGGAGCUUGUCAAGAGGCAAUUGAGGAGUGCCUCGAGGCAGCGAUCCUGUAA
Molecule: messenger RNA, 1005 nt
Organism: Effrenium voratum
Lineage: Eukaryota; Dinophyceae; Suessiales; Symbiodiniaceae
Source: the annotation of a GenBank genome assembly